ACCGGAAAUGGAGGGAGCGGGACAAGCCAUAACGCGUGACGUAGCCGGUUUUGUUUGUUUCCUUCGCGGACCCCUGCUUCGUCCUUUUCUCAACUCCACACAUCCUCUUCAAUCAGGAUGUGAAUGUCUUGUGGUUGACAGUACGUAGACGCCUUUCGCAACCAGGUAAGCUGUCGCAAUGGCAACAAAGGGAUGUAGAAGCCUGCACGCAGCCUAGCUCGCCGCCCUUCCUCUGUGGUGAUCAUGACGCUGCGUACAAUCAGCAGAGAAGUAUUUCACGUCAAGCAUACAGAUCAUUCGUGAAUAUCCUGAACGACUCCCACGAGCAUGACCAUCAUGCAGACCGAUACCAAACAGGAAGCUCUGAAAGAACCGACCUCUACGGAAGGAGACUCAUCAUCCAUCGUGGAGUCCGCGUCGGAGAUCUCAACAGUGAUCCACGAGCAUGAAUCAUUCGAAACCUUCCAGCACAAGGUGUAUGCCCUAGGCACUGAACUCGGAUUACACUUCAAAGACGUUACAAGGAUCGAUGGAGGCUACAACAAUCGUAUCAUCGCUGUUACGAUUCAAGACUUCCCAAGCAAAGCAGGAAUCCAAGACACCCAAGCUAUCUUGCGGAUACCACGUGGUGAUAGGGAACUUGACGCUGAUGGUGACAUAGUACCUGUCGUCAUAACAAGCGAUCCCAGGAUCUUGGAUGAUGCGGCUGUCCUUCAUCUUCUUGCAGGGCGCGUCCCCAAGGUUGCAGAGGUGCUUGGAUUCGAUAGUACGCUUGACAAUGCUAUAGGCUUUCCCUAUACCCUGUACACCCGAAUUUCUGGUGUUAAUCUGGCAUCUGUCCUGGACGAGAUACCUAUGGAAGAUAUGGCUGUCAUCGCGUCAGAAUUGGCUGAAUUCUACACAAGGUUGCAGGAUAUCAAGUUCCCUGUCUCUGGCAGACUUCUCCACGAUGAUGAUAAGGAGCCUCUUCUUACAAAACUACCGCCGGGACCAUCAGAACGCGUUGAGGCUACGAUGGAAGUGGCUGUACGCGGCUUUCUCCAGAAUAGCGGCUGGGACGAUGAGAGAGAUGGCCCUACCAUUCCAGUCACAUCUUCCUUGUACAAGCAGUUUGAAGUUGGUAUUAAGCAUGCACUUCGACCUCAUGAAGGAUACAAGCCUGGGGAAUAUGACUUCCAUGCAGAAUUCCGCGACAAACUCAACAGUAUGCUCCAAGAAAUGAAGAGCAUGGGGUGGUUCGACGCUGAUGAGACAACCACCACUGACAGUGUGCUUCAUCACUGGGGCUGCAUGCCUCGAAACAUUACGGUCGAACAGCGUGAAGAUUCCUCUUGGCACCUCACCGGUAUCGUUGAUUGGGACGAGAUUGACUGCUUACCACCUGUCCUGACACGCAGGCCCCCCUUCUGGCUUUGGGAUCGGCUCGAUGAUGAUUUACUGCCCGAAGAGAUGCAAAGAUACAAGGACGACGACUUCGACUUUUUCCCUUCCGAGGUUAACUCUAAGCAGUUGACCGCCGCAGGCGCGAAUAUCAAGGAAGUCUUCGAAAAAGCCAUAAUUAUGAAAUGCUCCUGAAGUUAUUGAGGAAUCUGGAUAAACAUCGUACUUUCAUACUCGUACAUCGUCUCGU
This is a messenger RNA of Aureobasidium subglaciale EXF-2481, 1630 nucleotides long. RefSeq lists its product as uncharacterized. The coding region runs from base 328 to 1575 and encodes 415 amino acids. Lineage: Eukaryota; Fungi; Ascomycota; Dothideomycetes; Dothideales; Saccotheciaceae. The record is from RefSeq and is a predicted model, not a curated record. The transcript has a single exon.